AUUCUUCUUCUUCCUCUUCUUCUUCUUCUUCUUCGUCGCGCGGCUCCGACAGGAGACCGAGCGAAAGCUUCGUCGGCAGCCGUUUCCGAUCGGAUCGCACCUCUCCUCCGAUCGCCGGAGUCUGCGCUUGCCGCCUCUUGCGCCUCCUCAAGCGAUUCAUCCCCCUGUUUCGCGCACAUCCGAGUUCGUCCGCCGCCCGAAUCAGGAUCAGAUGAGUGAAAAUCGCAGUUAUGGAAGUAACUUCUUUGCAAGCAGCCAAUCAAGGAAAAUUUCCAUCGGAAUUAUGGUUGACUCAUCAGCAAGGAGGAUACCUGGACCAGUGAGGGACAAUGAGGUGGCAGUGCCAGCUGAGCUUGGUGUAGACGCUAACAAACAAGAUUUAGCUGGAGGAGGUGUAGCUAAUAGCAGAGGAAGAAGGCCAAAUGAGUGUCAGGAGCAUGAAGGAUCCCCAUGGAUUUCCAAAAGAUCUAGUCACAGGAACUCAGCAGGUUCAGAAGGUGUAUUUCGUGCAAAGCUUACAGGAACUAAAACAGACAAAAAGGAGAUGCAAAGCAAACCCAAUGGAUUGAAAGGUGCACCAGUAGAUCAUUCGGUUCGACUUUUUCCCUUACAAUCUGACCAUGUCAACCAGAAAAGGUUUGAUGACCACAAGAUAAAUGAAGAGAGGAAUGAAUAUGCAGAGACUGUGCAUAAGUGUGCAUCUUCAACUGUAAGGGCGGCGCUUACAUCAGAUGGAGCAACUCUGGGGGACAAGACUGGCAGUAUAAUGAAGAACCAAAGUGAAUCUUUGAGGAUCAAGCUGCAGGAGUUGCUGGAAACUGUUGCCUCACCUAACAAAGAGAAGACCAGCUCGCAGCCUGUUGAGGUUGGUGUCACUUCGCUUCGGCCAGAGAAGAACUGGGAUCAAACCAGCGAUAAAGUUAUCAAGCCUAAACAAAAUUCAGAUACGAUAGAGAAUGAUUCUGAAAGUCCAUAUUGUUCAAAUAGAAGGCCAGUGACUAAAGCUUUGACCCGAAAAAGAGCCUCAAGUAAGUUGCGACCAAAGAAAUUAGAAAGUGGCCUUCUCUCGGCUUACAAACAGAAAUCCAAGGAAAGAAAUAUCUUUUCAUUUGAAGAGGGGCACAUUGGAAUACGAGGUACUGCUAAAGGAAGUUCCUCAAAAGUUAAAAGCAGCAAGAAAACCGAGAGAAAAUAUCCCAGAAUUGAUCCACGCAAGCUUUCAUUUUCUUCGAAGAACAAUCAGGAUGAGAACCAGCACUCAACUGGCAGAAAUGGAAAUUCAGCAUCAAGAGAAAGAUCAUCUCCACAUGGUUACAGAAGACGAAGCUUGCAUGACUUCACUUUGCCUGUCAACAUCAACCUAGAAAAGAUUUGUGGAGGAAGAGAUCUCCCCGAGCAACCAGCAAUAAGCAAACCGUGUCAGCAUGAAGCUAUAGAGAGCUCAGCUUUAGCCAAAAAUAAAGGCCAGAGAGAAGGUACAGGUAACUCAUCCCCAAAGGUUUAUGUUGAUCAAUGGGAUGAUUUCUUAAGUCCAACAUUUCAAAGAACUCAAAUAGCGGACUUCUCACCAAGUCCAUUGAUUCAAGAAGACCAGGUGGGGCAGGAAGCUGGUAAUUUUGCGCAAGUAAAAUUACCAGCUUUAGCCAAAAAUAAAGACCAGAGAGAAGCUGCUGGUAACACAUUCCCAAAAGUUCAUGUUGAUCAACGAGAUAAUUUCCCAAGUCCAACAUUUCAAAGAAUUCAAAUGGUGGGCUCCUCACCAAGUCCAUUGAUUCAAGAAGACCAGGCAGGGCAGGAAGUUGGUAAUUUUGCACAAGUAAAAGGAAUUUUUGACAAGGAAGAUAUCUUCAGCUUCAAGAGUUCUCAUCUGAGGAAGCUUCAAGAUGGAUCUAGGGUGCAAUCUGAAGCUUUUGAAGUUGCAAAGGAGCUUCCAGCCUCUCCUCCUAGAAAUGCAGUCCUUUCGAAGGAGAAUGGCGUAGAUCAUAGUUCAUCUGAAUCAUCAUCUGAAAAGAAAGAAUCAGAGAGCUCUGAGGAAGAAGGUCUUCACGAAGAGGAGGCAUUCUCACCGGAAACUGGUGUUGCUGAGAAACUGAAGUUUAUGCUGCACAGAACUAAGAGGCUGUGCAGUGAUGGAGGCAUUCAGUCUCGUUAUACUGAUCCUGCCUCGAGCUCUCCAAAAGAGACUGGAGAAAGCAAUUUGGAGCGACAUACAGUGGAAGAGAAUACAGGGGAUGGGUAUGCAAGGGACAUUGGAUUGCUUGCCUUGGCGUUAGAGAAGCUUAAAAGCAAGUUGAAGUCAGUUACCACGAAGAAGACUGCUGAAAUUUUAACAUCCGUUAACGAGAGGAUUCAUUUGCAGCUGCAAACUGUUGAGUCUCAAAUUCAAUCAGACAUGGGUAAACUCAAAAGCCUAAACAAACAAAAAAGGAAACGUCUAGAAACAGAAUUCCAAGAGCAAGAUGAACAACUCAACUUGAUUCAUGGGAACUUUAUAAAAGAAAUUAAUCGGCACCUUCAGAGUUUCAAAGGCACAAUUGAAGGUCUAGAGAAGAACAACAUACAGUUGGCAGAAGUCAUGGAGAAGCAGAAAGCUUCACACAAGAGACUUAUCUUGCAACUGGAAGAAGCAAUCGGGACCCAACUCCAUGAUGCUGGGAAAAGAAUCUCAGACAUGAACAAGUUGGCGAGGGAGCAAAUGCUCCAGUUGAAACUUGUCAUGGAGAAGUGUGUAGAAGGAGGACUUCUGUCUUGAUAUCAUAUCUGCGUCUGGUCUGCAAAGAGUAUUCGCUCUGAGGACAGGUCUGGAGGAUAGUAAACCAUAUGAAGAACCUGAAACUAAUCAUCUUUCAUAGUUUAUGCUUUUGCUUGUACAUUCUCAUAUUUAGACCUCCAUCAUAUAGGGUGGUAACAAAGGCCCUUGCAGUUCUUGAUAUGUGCUUAUCAAGGGUAGCAAGGUUAUAGAAGAGCAACAUUUAGGACCUGUUC
This is a messenger RNA of Eucalyptus grandis, 2985 nucleotides long. Its product is annotated as meiosis-specific protein ASY3. Lineage: Eukaryota; Viridiplantae; Streptophyta; Magnoliopsida; Myrtales; Myrtaceae. The transcript has 10 exons. The record is from RefSeq and is a predicted model, not a curated record. Gene Ontology annotation, biological process: meiotic cell cycle. Bases 212 to 2752 code for a protein of 846 amino acids.